Messenger RNA from Camellia sinensis, 1713 nucleotides. The record is from RefSeq and is a predicted model, not a curated record. NCBI's taxonomy places the organism in Eukaryota, Viridiplantae, Streptophyta, Magnoliopsida, Ericales, Theaceae.
AUGAAGCUUUUUUCUUGGGUUGGCGACGAUUGCUGCUCGUGGAAAGGCAUAAGCUGCAACAAACAGACUGGCAACGUUGAAAUGCUCGACCUCAAAAACAAUGGAGAUGUUUAUGGCACAUCAUGCUUGGGUGGUGAGAUAAGUUCAUCUUUGCUCGACUUAAAACAUUUGAGUUAUUUGGAUCUAAGCAUGAACAAUUUUCGCAAAAUUCCAAUCCCAACAUUUUUAGGCUCUUUUAAGAAACUAAAUUACCUCAAUCUUUCUCAAGCAUCUUUUAGUGCAAUGGUACCACCCCAUCUUGGAAACUUGUCAAACUUGCAUUAUCUUGAUCUCUCUGCAUACUUAAAUCCCGGUAGCAACUGGGUUUCAGAAUUGAGCUGGCUCUCCGGUCUCACUUCUUUGAAGUAUCUCAAUCUAGAGGGUGUGAACCUCAGUGAAUCAACUACUUGGUUGCAAGCUGUUAACAUAAUUCCUUCUCUAUCCGAGUUGCAUUUGGCCGAUUCUGAACUUCACAAAUUUCCUCCCUUUGUACCAAAUUUGAAUCUCACUUCCCUUUUAGUCCUCGAUCUCUCCUUCAACAAAUUCAACUCCACAUUGCCUCAGUGGUUGUUUAAUAUCAGCACCCUUGUGAACAUUGAUCUGAGCGCAAAUUUUUUUGGAGUUCCAAUAGGCCAUUUCAAGUUUGGCAACCAUUGUAACUUGCAAAUUUUGGAUCUGUCUGUGAAUAAAAUUAGCGGUGAGGUAAGUGAUCUCAUAAAGGGAUUGUCCAGAUGCAAUAACAGUAGUUUGAAGGAACUUAGGUUGCGGAACAAUGAAUUAAGUGGGCAACUGCCUAAUUCACUUGGGCGCCUUAAGCGUUUAAGGUCCCUUGUUUUUAAAGGGAACUUAAUCUCAGGACCGGUUCCUAAAGCUGUCGAAAAAUUAUUUCUCCUGAAGGAAUUGGAUUUGUCUUACAAUAAAAUGAAUGGGUCUAUCCCGGCAAGUUUGGGGAAACUCAUGGAACUAACUCACCUUGAACUCUACCAAAAUUCUUGGGAAGGGGUCUUAUCACAAAAUCAUUUGGAGGGUCUUAAGAAAUUAAAAUAUUUCUCUGUCUCAUUUUCAUUUAAAACUCUUGUUUUUUAUCUCAAACAUGAAUGGAUUCCUCUUUUUAGUCUAAAAUCCAUUUACAUCAGUGAUUGUCCAUUGGGUCCUAAGUUUCCGUUAUGGCUAAGAACUCAGAGAGAGCUUUCUUUCAUAAGCCUCAUAAAUGUUUCGAUUGCAGACACAAUGCCUGAUUGGCUUUGGAAAUUGUCUCCACAGCUUGAUUGGUUCGAUCUUUCUCAUAAUCAAGUCCAUGGUUUAAUUCCCAACACGUUGGAAUUUAGCCCAUUUGCUUUGGUGGAUUUGAGUUUCAACUGGUUAGAGGGCCAAUUCCCAUUAUGGCAUAAUUUAUCAGUUCUUCAUUUGGGGAACAAUUCACUUUCAGGACCAAUCCCUGAAAAAAUCAACAUUGAGAUGCCAAACUUGAGAGCUCUUUAUCUUUUUGAGAACUUUCUUAGUGGUAACAUCUCAUCAUCCAUUGUUGAAAUGAAGAAUUUGGAAGCUAUAGAUCUAUCAAACAAUCUUUUUUCUGGGGAACUUCCUAGAAAUUGGACCAAUAUGCAACAAACUGGCAUCAUAGAUCUAUCGAACAACAAUCUAGUUGGCAAAUUUCCAAGCUUGAUAGCCUAA